AUGCAUACAGUUAGAAUUAAAAAUAAGCCUACUCCCGAAGGCUAUAAAAUUCUUUCUCUUUGCGAUGCAGGUUACACGUAUGCAUUUAUUUUUACUUCACGAAUUCAAAGUUGUCCAGAAGUAAAACAAAUUCCAAACUUAAACAAAGUCAGAAAUGAGAUUUAUCAUCUUGCUUCCCAAUUACCUUUAAAUAAAACCUUUAAUAUAUAUAUGGAUAACUUUUCUUUAUCUAUUAAUCUUUAUCAAUAUUUAUGUGAUAAUAAUUUUGGUGCAUGUGGAACAGUUCAAACGAAUAGUGCAAAAUUUCCAAAAAUCCUUAAAGUAAAUAAAAAACUAGAUUGGGAUACAUUAUCUGGAGUAAUCGUUGUUCAUAAAAUAAUUAGAAAUGAAAACAGGAUUGAAAGGAUUCGACGUCGACCUCGAGAAACUAGUACUAAUGUGGCAAAAGUACAGGCAAUUUUUGAAACUGCUAGUAUUAUGGUAUUCAAUUGCCAGUUAGAAGAACCUGGAUGCCUUUGUUUUAUUGGCUGUUGGACACUUCGAUCAUCAAUUUCUAUUUAA
Dentiscutata erythropus is the source of this 561-nucleotide messenger RNA. The record is from the annotation of a GenBank genome assembly. NCBI's taxonomy places the organism in Eukaryota, Fungi, Glomeromycota, Glomeromycetes, Diversisporales, Gigasporaceae.